Molecule: messenger RNA, 5346 nt
Organism: Anopheles maculipalpis
Lineage: Eukaryota; Metazoa; Arthropoda; Insecta; Diptera; Culicidae
Gene: ana1
Exons: 4
Coding region: 1-5346 (1781 amino acids)
Source: RefSeq, a predicted model, not a curated record
AUGUCCGUCGGUGUAACCGUGCACGAUGUUAUUGAUCUGCCGUCGCCAAUGGGAUCGAAUCCAUUGGCCGAUUUGGAAAAUGUCCGCAAGAUUGCCAAAGAAAAGCUACGCAUCCGUCGGUUGGUACAGGUUCGUCAACAGUCCAAACAGCUAGCAGCAAAAGUGCGCCAAAAUUAUCAACAGGCUAAAGAGAAAGAGUUCGCCAAAAUUGAACAAACAAAGCGUGAAGAGCUGAAGGCCUGGAAGCGGCAGCACAUUCGCACCCUGCAGGAUGAAUAUGCCCGGAACGUGUGUGAGGUUGGUGAGGCACACCGUGCAGCCGAAGCAGCCGAGGAAUGUGCCGUUUGGUUUGAGGAAAAGCGUGCCACACAGCAGGCGGUUGCGUUACAGCGUGGUAGAACGGCGGAAGCGAAUGCGGCUCGCGAGCGGGACCGUAAAGAGGCACAGAAAGAAGCGAAGAUAAGGAAAAAGCAGUACGUACCAUCGAAAUCGAUUGCCGUACAAGCAUCCAUCCCCGUCGUUGAACCACAGUCGGUGGAAGUCGUAGAUGCACGAAAGGAUCCAAUUAUGAUCGACGAGGGAUCUUCCACCGAUCCAACGCCUGGUCCCUAUGAACACUUUAGGUCGAGAAGGAAUCGAAUCAACUUUCCCACCACAGUGCCAGAAACCAUUUUGACCGACUCGGACGAUGAACAAUACUGCCCAGGUAAAGAGAAUGUCCCUGCAACCGGGAUUCACGAGUACAGUGCCACUGCAUUUACCUCACCGAGUGACUUUCGACCGAAUGUUGCAACAACACCACCACCACAAGUACCAAAGCCACAACCGCUACAACCGUUCACGCAGAUCACGGAACUGAUCCAGCAGAGACGCCGACAGCAACACUCACUGCAAGAUGAAACUCGACAACCGGCCGGUCCAUACCGCGAACCUUACGGCACACAAAAAAUGGUCCAGUUCGAUGAUAUGAGUGAUAAUACGCUUUCCUUUCCCACAAGCUCAGUUCUCACGCGUGACGAUCAUCCGUAUGUCCCGCUCGUAGUGAACGAAUCGCCACGAAAAGUUCCGCCUCGGAAGAUGGCCGAAAAACCAAGAACGUUUCCAACGGCACAACCGGAAAAGGUUGUCAAAAUGGAACCGAUCGGAAACGGUGGCGCAAGGCGCAAGAAAGUGGUCCCACCGGAAUCAAGCUCAUCCACCGUUUCGUACGCGGAUGGUGCGUGCAGUACGAAGGUGCAAUAUUAUGACUGUAACACAAAGUUCAGGAAGGAGUACGAUCAACCGGUUGGGUUUGUGCAACGUGAACAGUACCGAUCGGACGAUCCGACCGGGAUGGAGGAGGCGAAUCGCUACGAACAGCUGCAGCAGGAGCUUGCCAAGGCACGAAGCAAACCCACGGUGGACCGUACAAAACCAGCUCUAGAGAAACAACAAACGAGAAAAGAUUACGAAAAACUUUCGAAGGAGUUGGACAAUCUAACGCGAACGGAAAAUAAGCUGAAAAGUUUAGCAGUACCCCCGAAAAGCUUGCCUUCGGAAGCCACGCUCAAGCAGCAAGCAGUAACGCGCCAACGAAAGGCUAACGAAGCGAUAGAAAGCUUACUUCGCCAGCGAUCGCUCGUAACGUGUCCGGUUGUACAAAUGCCAACCGAGCAGCGCCUUAAUCCACCGAUCGCCGUUCGUCCUUCGGUAGUAAAUGUGGCCGAAAUGAAAGUACAAAAGCAGCCCGACGGGAAGGAUGUUUCCUCCGAUAGUUGCGCCUCGAUCGUGCUGGACACGUUCGAACGUCCGGGCAUUCCAAUACCACCUUCGGAAGCAAUGAGUGGAGGGAUUGAUAAAAUAGCAAAAUUAAAGGAACUGUUGGACCAAAUCAACGAGCAGCGUCGAUUGCUAAAGGAAGAAAUCGCACGCGAAAAAGCGGAACAAGCGGCUAAACCAACGACCGAUGCGAAGGCUAGUACGAACGCUGCCACCAAGCUGGAAAUUGAGCGCCUUGAGCGUAUGAAACGACGGCAAGAAGAAUUGCUCGAACAGCAGCAACUGCUGCAGAAGCGUGAACGAGAGGUAGAAGAAUUAGGACGCCAACUGGAGGAGAAAAUGGCCGUGCUGCAUAGAAAGCAACAAAAGCAGCAGCAGAAAGAUGCGAAAAAACCUCCUAAACCUAAGGUGCAUGUUGCGACAAAGGGUCAAAAAGGGACGAUCGAUGUGGACGUUGUUCAACCAUCGUCCGUUGGGAGCAGUAUUAGCGAAACGAGUAAGGAUUCGUACGAAUCCGUUGAUAAGCAAUCGGAUGAUACACCACCGGUAAAGAUUAUCAUCACGGUAAACGAUAAGGGAACACCAGCGAAAAAGAAACAUAAGAAAAAGACCACUCAGGAGAAGUUAAAGUCGGACAAUUUAGUUGAAAAAGCACAAGACGCGGUGGCACCGGAACCAAUGCAGACCGAGAUUAUAAAGCCACUGGCAAGUCGGAAAGAAGCGCUCAAGAAGAAGGUGAUAGAGUUCUCGCCGGGAAGUUCCUCCACAACGUCAACCGUCUAUCGACCGUUGCCACCAAAGAUUGGCAGAUUGAAAAUUCUACAGCGAGAAGUACCAGUAGGAAGUGAACCCUGCAAACCGAUCGCUCCCGAAGAGUGCCCUCCAAAGGGAACUUCUGGACAGAAGUAUAACUUACAAAAGAGUGGCGACAAAGGCGCAAAGUUAGAUCUACCGUCCGGUGCAACGAAUCUGAACCCAAAUCUGCUCAAGUACAUUGUCCGCUUGCUCGGUAUGUCCCGGCAAUCGAUCGAUCAGCUUGGCGUAAGCUCUACAAGCGUGUCAACACCUAACGCAUCGGUUGUGAACGUUAGCAGCAAUAAUGUUGGUAGACAGCCAACGGUUCAACAACCUGGUCCGCUUGCACCGAACGAGGAGGAAAGUGAGCGCAUCAAUCGGUUAAGAAAGUUUAUCGAUGAAAACUACAACUUUCUGGAGGAAAUCGAUGAAACGCUACGACGCUCAUCAUCGGAACAGACAACGUUGGGUAGUGGUAGCGAUCGGAGUGGCAUGUCGAUGGAUGCUGAAGUAAGCCGUGUGGAAGGCAUAUGGAUGGAAACAUUGCGACGAAGAGAACGGACGAUGAAACGGCAGCAACGGAAGGUUCCUGAGGGAAUGGAGGAUGGGCAACGUUCGAAGGAAAAAUCUUCUAAAAAGAAGGAUGAUAAAACGCCAUCCGUUCAACAGACGGAACCAACUGCUGCACCGAUUGAACCAGCACCACAACCACAACCAAUAAUGGUACAAGCAGCAACUGCACCAACGGUUAAGGAAGGCUCGCUAAAAUCCAUCUUAAAAUCUCCCAAACGGGACACAGCCGCAAAGGUGGCAAAAAUCAUUACACCCCAGGGUCACGUCGAGGUGAUCAAUCUGAGCGAUCGUGAGGAGCAAGAAAUUCUUGAACGCUACUCCCAACUCACGGAACGAUGCAGCCAACGCAUUACGGAACUGUCCCAGAUGAUUCAUCAGGUGCGCGAAGAAAAGCGUCGUCUGGUCGAGGAUAGUCUCUCGUCCUUGGAGCAGCAAGAGUCGACAAAAUAUAUGGAUUUGCCACCGGUGCUUAAUCGUACGGCGGCAAUCACUGCCACACAACCACCCAAUGUUGUAGCUUCAUCAUCUUCAGCAUCACCACCGCAAGCGGCGGGACCAUCCGCGACCAGCGUCGUCGUUCCAGCACCGAUCGGUGAAGAUCCAGUAAGUGAGGAGAUUGACAACAUUUUCUCCUCCAAACAGAUUGGGCUUAGUAAAGACAGCGGUAUUGCAAUGUCCCGGCCACUUACGGCGUCCGAUAUUCGGGAAAGUCCUUCCGAAGAGGGUAGUCAUGGGAAGGAACCACUUCCAUUUGAACCAUUCCUUAAAGAUAUUCCGAAACCACCGUUUGCGGCUUCUACCGGUGUUAAUCCGCAAGUAGAGGUAGGUGGAGCAGGUUUAAAAGCAUCUCAACGCCGUAGCACACCACCAGUUGCGAUUGCACGCUUUAGUCCACAGCUACCGGAUGAGCUUCCGAUGCAUGAACUAUCGACGAUUCCGGAGGUGGAAACACCGGCGCCUGCUGUAGCUACCAGCAAAGGGAACGACCUUUCCGCGGUGUCUGUUACGGCGGGAGAUGUCUCAAACACUGCCGAAGUGCUUGCCGAAGCGAGAAAUAGAUUACUUUUAAACGAACCAUCGAUCCCCGACAUUGGUUACGAUCGAUUUCCCAACUAUGAAGAGUACGUGAGGAGUACAACAACUGGCACGGGAACCGGAUCCUUUGUACGUGUAGAGUUAGAACAAACGAUUGAACGAAAUGAAAAAUCGACCUUGAUAGGGCUAGAUGUAACGGAGGAUCGCGAACCGGACAGGUUAGCGUACAGGAAAUAUCCGGACCCAGCACCAGCCUUUGAUAUAACGGAAGAAGGCGCGGCAACGCCACAACAACCAUCAGCUACAUCGUCUACAAUGGGAAUCCCUAUCAAUAAAUCCGGUUCCGACACAUCACUCCCCGAUGUGGUGGCCGAGCUGCGUAAGAGGAACAUCAUUGUGAAACCGUUCAAUAAUUCGUUGGAUAACUCGAACCGUUCGACACCGCUGUCGGACACGCAAGAUGCUACGCCAGCCCAGGUCCAGCAGCAGCAGCAGCAGCAGCAGGCUCGUCGUCAUCCAAACGAGCUGCAACCUUUGCCAGAUUCGUUGCUACGGUGGGCUUCGUCGAUGUUCAAACGUAGUUCCCAGCUUGAACAACACUCGAGUGGUUCCUCACCCAACUCACUCGAUGGGCAAGCCAUCGGUCCAAACGAUGAAACUGUCGCGAAUGAUACCGACGAGGGCUUGGGUAAGCCACUGGAUUUGAACGAGUUUGUAAUGCGCCAACUGAUGGUGCGCACACAAUCCGAUCUACAGUCGAACACGUCGCUUUCUUCCAGUUCGCACGGUUCGCACAGUAGCACACUAUUACGUUCACUGCUGAACAUAAGCCGGUUGGACAGUAGUAAUUCCAAAGCGAGUCCACUACGCGAUUUGCUGAUGCAUACGCCUACGGAUGGGAAAAGUAUACAGCGAACGUCUACACCGGUUGCCGUCAGUAAAUCGACCGCUAGUGGGAACAGUUUAAGGCUGGGAGGCAAUGGUAAUACCGAUCCGUCCGUUACUAACAAUCGUACCGAGACCGAGGGACUGUUUUCGGGUGAAUCGCGACUAUCGUCCGUACAUUGGAGUUCAUCGUCGGGAAACUCGUCGGAUAGGCAGGAACCUCCACAGCAACAGCGGCUAACCGUGCCUGAUGUUCGAUUGGAACGACAGACGUCCGUGUCGAAUCGGGAUAGCAAGUAG